Molecule: messenger RNA, 2037 nt
Organism: Parascedosporium putredinis
Lineage: Eukaryota; Fungi; Ascomycota; Sordariomycetes; Microascales; Microascaceae
Source: the annotation of a GenBank genome assembly
AUGGACGAGCUUCGGGUGCUUUCUAAAGACCUCGAUGACCUCUGGAGGACCGAAGAGACCUUGCGGGACAAAUCACCGCCGCAACCCAAACCACCGCCGCAUUCUGACGAGAUCAAGAUCCUGAGCGGCCUCCCCAAGGUCAUUUCAAUCCGGGACGGCAGAUACGCCUCGUACCCUUACGACAAAGAGAGCCAAGUGGGAGAAGCCACCGCGCCACGCGAAACUACCGGGCCACCACCAGUGGAGCCAACGCUACGACUUGUCGUUGUUCCGAGAAACGAAGGAGAUAAACUCGUCCAACCUGAAGAAUUCUGGGGCCUCAUCAAAGCUGCGGGUAUCGAUGCCGUCAUUUACCAGCAUAUCACGCUCUGCAGCUACGGAUUCUACCACUACGACAACCACAGCAUUGACGAGGAGUCCCCCAGGCACAUAGCUUUUAUUUUGGUUGCUUCCUCUACUCGAUCGCCUGGUCCUUUGAUCCGGCGACCAUGGUCACAUCGGGCCGUCUACAAAUCCCACCAGGCGUCCCCCCUCUUCCUCGCGUUUGCCUCUUUCAACAUGUUAGCCCACGUUCUCGAUGAUAACAUUUACCGAAACGUAAACACAUUAAGAGAGAUAGAGACCGGGACAGGACAUGGACCUGGCCGUGGACACAUGGAUGCCGCGGACCGGUCCACCGACGCGUUCCUCCUUACCCUCCCGGCACUCAAGAGACGCAUUCGGACUGUCGAGCCGUCUAUAGAGUAUCUACAAGAUAGAGCCAAGAGUCUCUCACACGCGGUCUUUGGCCUGUUGACGCACGAGGAUGCCGAAAUCAACAUCAGGGUCGCCAAUGCCAGCAAGCAGAUUGCCGAGCGCUCGAGGAGGGAUAGCUCAGCCAUGAAGACAAUUGCGUUGAUGACUAUGCUCUUCCUCCCGGGGACGUUUUACGCCGCCGUCUUCGCCUUGCCGACGCUACAGUGGAACACCCAGGAGCCGCGCGUCGUGCAGCCCGAAUUUUGGAUAUUUUGGGCGUUUACGAUCCCCUCGACCAUUCUCGUUAUGCUCACCUCUGUGCUCAUGCACAACCACAAGAAGACGAUGGCGUUUGUCCAGGGCACGUGGGCCGCGGUCUACAAAUCGGCAGGUCCACCUGCCUAUUCAGCACGGCGUCGCGCCAUCCUCAUCUCCGCCCUCUUCACCACCGGCUUCCUCUCCGGUGCCGUGAGCGCCUACUUUACCGGCUCCAUCGCCGACCGCCGCGGACGCCGCCUCGCCUGCCUCGCUUUCUGCGCCAUCUCGUCCCUCUCGUGCCUCCUCACCGCCGCUGCGGGGCCGGGCCUCCCUUUACUGUUCGCCGGCCGAGUUCUCGGCGGGGUCGGCACCAGCCUCCUCUUCAGCGUCUUUGACACCUGGAUGGUGACCGACUUUGCGAGGCGCGGCCUGGCGAAGCGCGGCCACGACCUGUCCACCACGUUUGGCGUCAUGAGCACCAUCAACAGCGUCGUUGCCAUCGCUAGCGGCGUGUCGAGCGAGUGGCUUGUCGACUGGGCGGGAACGAGAAAGGCGCCUUUUAUCUUCAGCGUCGGAUUACUCGGGCUAGCUGCUGCGUGUAUUUCUUCGCAGUGGUCUGCCCACGCUCUCGAUAGCCCGCUCCCCUACGGCACCAUUUUUGCCAGCUUCAUGGCGUCGAUGAUGGGCGCCUCACUCCUCUUCACCAAAAUCUCCGCCUCGUCCUCGGGGUUCAGUCACGGCACUUCGCUCUCCGCCCUCCUCGCCGCGUCUGCAGUCAUAUUUUACGCCCUGUCCUCGUCCUCGCCCUCGGCCACCCGCUCCGAGCAGGUCAUCUUUUGGUUCUUUUGCGCCUUCGAGGCCUGCGUCGGCGUCUACUGGCCUUGCGUGGGAGUGCUCAAGGGCAAGGUCGUUGACGACGCUUCCAGGGCCCAAGUGUACGGCGUGCUACGGGUACCGCUGAACAUAUUCGUGGUGGUCUCCUUAGCUGCCACCCGGGAGGCGGUGAUUACACCAAAGUGUUUGGCGCCUGUUCGGCGUUUCUGA